CUGUAAACUACAGCACUCGGCUAAGCUUGUGUUCACUUUUCAUUACUUUUCCUCCAAGUAAAUAGUCACCAUUCGUUUAAAAUAUCAUUAAAAAAAUGUAAUUUUCGUCAUUCGCGUGUAGUUGAUAGUGCCACAAACGCCAGCAAGAAAGCAACGGGUAGUGCAAUGGCCGCCAUCCAUUAGUCGUAGGACAGUAGAACGGUUCUUGUUGCCGGUAGCGUAGAGCGUUUUGUCCACAUUCCACAUAUGUUAUAUUUCUGCUAUAGCUCCCCAUCGGACACCGUCUCGAGCAGCGACCCAGAGAACUACUACUAUGAGGAGGAGGACGACGACGAUGACCGCCGACUGCAGCGCCACCCGCGGCCACUAGCGGAAGCGGCCAGCGAGUUCCACCAGGUGGCAGCACCGCCGUACGUGCCGAUCCGGUCGUACACCAGCAAUGUCAACAAGUACUACCGCGGGGGGAAUUUCGGUCACCACGGAAUCGCGUCCGCGUCCACGGCCUACUAUCGGAGCAACGGCUACUUAGACGAGCAGGGGUACGAGCGGGAGCGGGAGCAGGUACCGGUGGCGCGCGAGUGGCACGGUGUGGGCACUAGCGGCAACUACAACGGUCGGCACCACGACCAGAACGGAACGAGGAGAGGCGAAAGCUACGGCAACAAUUUCAUAAUAAUGACCAGCGAGCUCGGCGCAGACGCGCCAGAACGGAACCCGAGAACGCCCCCGGGCAAUAGCAAUGGAGGGAGUUUCAUCGGGAGAGAUGGAGGAGGUGGGGGCACUACCACCAAUACAGGUGCAACGCCAGCGAUGGCUUCGGGAGAGAACGGUCCGGCCAGUCAGGUUAGUGGUUUACCGACAUCUCCAGGUAACGGAACGUUUGGCACGGGCCCUGCGAACCAACAGGCAAAUAUUAUCAACAACAACAACAACAGUAGUAGCGGUCAGAAGGAGGCCAACGAAAGUGAACCAAGUGCCGCCCCUGCGCCGCCGCUGCCCGCGAAGCCGAAGCCGUUAAUCAAGAGCAAGGAAUCGGUGUCACCGUUACCGUUGAAACGGGCAGCCUCCAACAAGCCAACGACGCCAAUUCGGGACAUCAAUGGCAACAGUGGUGUUGGUGGGCCCGGUAACUUCGACGCCAGUCCAGUAGCGGACGGCGAUCCUCAAGGACCUGGUGCAACGCUUAGUGGGGACCUAGCCGGUGGAGUUCCCGGUGGAAUACGGAACAAUCCGAACGCUCCGACGCGCGCGCUUGGUGGGAUCAAACCACGGAAAGGUGGCGGCUGGAAGGCCCGACCCCAGGACAGUGAGUCGUUCAACAACGGGUUCUCUCCGACGGACGACGACGAAGCCGGAACCGGUGGGAUUAAUACGCGAAACGUGAACCCGGUGAUAACCAGUAACGUGGUGGUGAAGGGUGGUAAGAUCGGUUCUAGUGGUGGUGGUGCAAUCGGUGGUGGUGGUCGUGGUGGUUGGGGUGCAAACCGUCGGGCGAUCCAGCCGGUGGCCGUACUGCCCCCGAGCGGAAGCCGCGUCCAGAGUCCCUCGGCGGAAGGUCUACCGAUAGCGGCCGGAGUGCCGCCCCCUAUGGACAUUCAGAGCGAGAACUCCUCCUCGCAAAACCUUCCGACGCCGGUCCAUCCGGCCAUUAGCGGUGCCGCGCGGACCCUGUCCCGCACCGACCUUUCCUUCGACAACACCCCCGGUCCGUCUGGCUUAUUGCCACACAACCCGGGCGUACCCGGCACCAUCGGGGGCAAUCCGCAGUCACGAUACUCAAACCUGUCGUUCUGGAAGGCGCGGCGGGUGCUGUUCUACCGGAAUGGCGAUCCGUUCUUCCCGGGGGUCGAGAUCCGGUUCAAGCCCGGGCGUGACAUCUGCACCCUGGAGGCGCUCCUGGAUAAGAUCUCCGCCCGGAUGGAUCUGCCCCGGGGCGCCCGCUACAUCUUCUCCAUGGACGGCGACCGGAAGUACUCCCUGGACGAGCUCGAGGACGGCUCCAGCUACGUAGCGUCCUCGUUCAAAGUCUUCAAGCCCGCCAGCUAUGGUAAGAAGAACGGCGUUUGGUACGCCUCGCCGGGAAACCAGGGCUGGGGCAACGCCGGCGGUGGUGGCGGCGGAAGCCGUCUGAGCCGGAAGCCCUCCGUGACCGAGGUGGACAACAUGCCGUCCGGGAGUCUGAAGCCGAGCGCCGGGCGCGUCAUCCGCAUCAUCAACAGUCACGAUCACAGUGUUCAAUGCCGCGUACUGCUAAACCUCCGCACAUCGCAACCCUUCGAAGAGGUCCUGGAGGAUCUCGGCCAAGUACUGAAGAUGAUUGGCGCCAAAAAGAUGUAUACCAGCCACGGCCAAGAGGUUCGCAGCUUCUCCCAGCUGCGCAACGAGUUCGCCGAGGUGGACACGUUCUACCUGAGCAACACGCCGACCCUGCCGGUGGGCGCCCUCGGCCCGGGGGUCAUUCCGCCGUCGCCGGCACGCCGCUCCCGGUCCCGGCUCGGUGGCUCCGUGCCGGACGAUCUGUCCAAAACGACGGCCCGGCAGCGAGCCCGCAGCAAAAGCAGACCGCGCGUCCUGUACGCGCCCGAGAACGAACUGGUGCGGGCCUCGUCCGAUUACCCGCUGCUGGACGCCAUGAAGGAGGAACCCACCCGCAUCACGAUACGCGGACUGCGCCGGACCUUUUACCCGCCGCAGCACCAUCCGCCGAUCGACAACGCACCGCCCGAUAAGAAGCUGUCGCUGUUUUGGGUUCACGGCUACCGCGGCAUCGACUCCAAGCGGAACCUGUGGGUGCUGCCGUCCGGCGAGCUGCUCUACUACGUGGCCGCCGUCGCCAUCCUGUACGACCGGGAGGAGGAAGCCCAGCGACACUACACCGGCCACACCGAGGACAUCAUGUGCAUGGAGGUGCACCCGUCCCGGGAGCUGGUCGGUUCCGGUCAGCGGGCCGGCCGCGACCGCAAAUCUCAGGCCCACGUGCGCAUCUGGAGCACGGAAUCGCUGCAGACGCUGUACGUGUUCGGAAUGGGCGAGCUCGAUUCGGGCGUCCUCGCGGUGGCCUUCUCGCAGCUCAACGGCGGCAGCUACAUCCUGGCGGUGGACGCCGGCCGCGAAAGCAUCCUGUCCGUGUGGCAGUGGCAGUGGGGACACUUGCUGGGCAAGGUGGCGACACUGCAGGAGGGCAUCUGGGGCGCGACAUUCCACCCGCUGGACGACAAUCUACUGAUCACACACGGCAAGGGCCACCUCGCGUUCUGGCACCGCCGGAAGGACGGCUUCUUCGAGAAGACCGACAUCAUCAAACCGCCCUCGAAAACGUUCGUGACGUGCGUCCAGUUCGAGCCGGACGGUGACGUCAUCACGGCCGACAGCGACGGGUUCAUCACGAUCUACAGCGUGGACGCGGACGGGGCGUACUUUGUGCGGAUGGAGUUCGAGGCGCACAACAAGGCCAUCUCGUGUCUGGUGAUGCUGUCCGAGGGUACGCUCAUCUCCGGCGGCGAGAAGGACCGCAAGAUUGCGGCGUGGGACUCGCUGCAGAACUACCGCCGGAUAACGGACAUCAAGCUCCCCGAGUCGGCCGGCGGCGUCCGCACGAUCUACCCGCAGCGGCCGGGCCGCAACGACGGCAAUAUCUACGUCGGUACGACCCGCAACAACAUCCUCGAGGGGUCGCUGCAGCGCCGCUUCAACCAGGUCAUCUUUGGCCACGGCAAGCAGCUGUGGGCGCUGGCCGCCCAUCCGGACGACGAGGUGUUCGCCACCGGCGGGCACGACAAGUACGUGGCGCUGUGGCGUCGCCACAAGCUCAUCUGGACCUCGUCGGUGGGCUACGAGAUCAUCUCGCUGGCGUUCCACCCGUACGGGGCGGCCCUGGCGGCGGGAAGUUCCGAGGGGCACCUGGUGGUGAUCAACGCGGAGAACGGCGCCACGAUGCUGACGAUCCGGGUGUGCGGAUCGCCGCUGAACUGCGUGGAGUUCAACCAAGUUGGUGACAUGAUCGCGAUCGGAUCGCAGAACGGCAGCAUCUACCUGUUCCGCGUGUCGCGUGACGGGUUCUCGUUCAAGAAGAUCAACAAAAUCCGCGGAUCGCAACCGCUGACGCAUCUGGACUGGAGUUCCGAGGGCAACUUCCUGCAGUCGACCACGAUCGACUUCGAUCUGCUGUUCUGGGACGUGAAGUCGCUGUCGCCGGAGAAGAGCCCGAUCGCCAUGAAGGACGUCAAGUGGAUGACCCAAAACAGCACGGUCGGCUUCCUGAUAGCCGGCAUGUGGAACAACCGGUACUACGCGUCACCGGCGAACACGAUUGUAUCGACCACGUCCCGCAACGUCGUCCAGGACUUGAUCCUCAGCGGAGACACCGACGGCUACCUGCGGUUGUUCCGCUACCCGUGCAUUACGCCGCGGGCCGAGUUCACCGAAGCAAAGGUGUACUCGGGUACGUUGGCCUGCGUCAAGUUCCUGCACGGCAACCACAGCCUGGUCACGGUCGGUGGCACCGACGCCUCCCUCAUGAUCUGGGAGCUGACCGAGGAAUAGCCACUGUGGCCUCCGUGGCGUUCAGGUGCCGCGCCACAGUCCGCCUCCCCAGCGACGGGCGGCGGCGGUGGAGUCGUCGUCGGACCGCGACCGACCGACGAACAGCGGCCGAGCCUAGUGGAAAAUUGCGCGGAACCUACUAUCACUACUACUGCUACUACUGCAAACGGUACAGCUGAUCAAUGGGACCAACAGGAGUCAGCCGCUGGUACCGAGGAUGAUGAGCUGGAAGGAGACGAAGGAGACGACGAAAACGAUUCCGUGGACGGCGCCGGAACGACCUUUCGCCGGUUGGACUCGGCGGCCGGUGACCCGUACGGCCGGCAGCGGCGCCGGUUGCGCUCGCGUUCGUCCCGCCGGGCCCCGCCCAGCGUGCGGGCCGUCACCGCCGUGGAACCGUUCCCGGCGUCGCCGCUGGAGGACGAGGAGGAGGAGGAGGGGGAGGGCCGGGUCGAGUAUGCCGUCCUGCUGCCGGACUCGUUCGCUGUUCUAGACUCAUCAUUCUGAGCAACAACAACAACCAAUCCGGAGUGCGUUUAUUGCAUUUUGACCCAUGUGCGAUGGGUUGCAUUUGCACAUGGGACCUUUUGUGGAAAAGUACUCUGGAAACAAUAGUGUCGACACACGCACUCUCACGUGUACAGUUACGAGCCAGCAGUGGUCAUUGUUUAUUCUACUUAAUUUUUAGGCAAAUUUUGCAUGAUUUCAACCAUUUUUUCAGAAAACGAUUUAAAAAAUACAAGAUUUCAGCAAUUUGUACCUAAAGCUAACAGUUAAUGCAUACAUUUUAUGCAUUUCGAAGCUUGGCUUCAAAGUACUCAAAACAAGGUUGAGUGAUCCCAUGCAGCAAAUGUCACUUGUUGCGUUCUUUAGGGUGGCUCUCUUUUUUGUAACGAUGAUUCAAUCUUUAAAAAA
Molecule: messenger RNA, 5457 nt
Organism: Culex pipiens pallens (northern house mosquito)
Lineage: Eukaryota; Metazoa; Arthropoda; Insecta; Diptera; Culicidae
Gene: DCX-EMAP
Product: echinoderm microtubule-associated protein-like CG42247
Exons: 13
Coding region: 247-4542 (1431 amino acids)
Biological process (GO): intracellular signal transduction; microtubule cytoskeleton organization
Cellular component (GO): mitotic spindle
Molecular function (GO): microtubule binding
Source: RefSeq, a predicted model, not a curated record